Molecule: messenger RNA, 2035 nt
Organism: Lentinula edodes (shiitake mushroom)
Lineage: Eukaryota; Fungi; Basidiomycota; Agaricomycetes; Agaricales; Omphalotaceae
Product: cyclin-like protein
Exons: 5
Coding region: 115-1872 (585 amino acids)
Biological process (GO): positive regulation of transcription by RNA polymerase II
Cellular component (GO): nucleus; mediator complex
Molecular function (GO): cyclin-dependent protein serine/threonine kinase regulator activity
Source: RefSeq, a predicted model, not a curated record
ACCGUAUUGAAUAGUUUGCAAAACAGCAUCUGUUACCGGUAUUCGCUAGUUUACCGAUCGUGAGGUAUAUCGCUUGUGACCCUUCGCGCCUUCUCCUUCUCUACCAUCUAAUUAAUGGCCACCGACUUUUGGGCAAGCUCGCAUUAUAAACGCUGGAUCGUCGACCGGGCAACAUUGAAGCAAGCACGCGCAGACGAUUUGGUGUACGUUUCAGAGCCAGAAUGUCUUGAAUUUCUAGCCAUCUAUUUCGCCAACAUCAUUUCAAAGCUAGGGAAGAAACUCGGAUUUCGACAACGAGUCAUAGCCACUGCUACAGUGUUCUUUCGGAGAUUCUACCUGAAGAACUCGUACUGCGAAACGGACCCUUAUCUUGUUCUCUCAGCGUGCUGCUAUGUUGCUGCAAAGGCAGAAGAGUCCCCAGUACACAUAAAGAACGUGGUGGCCGAGUCGCGUGCGCUGUUCAGUCAGGAACAAUACAAUGUCAAGCACUUCCCUUCUGACAACUCUAAACUCGCAGAAAUGGAGUUUUAUCUUGUGGACGAUCUGGAGUGUGACUUAAUCGUGUUUCAUCCGUAUCGAACAUUGCUUGCUUUGUGUAACAAGGAUUUUGGUAACAGCAAUUCCAGCUCGGAUUCUCCUGCGGAGGAAGCUGAAGCAGGCGAACUGGGCACGGGCAUCGGUGCCGACGAUGGCCCCAGGUAUUGGGGUACCGGCCAAGGACAACUGGAGUUAUCUGAGGGGGGUUUACAGACCGCAUGGUUUAUAAUUAACGACACCUAUCGCUCUGAACUAUGUCUUAUCUAUCCACCGCAUCUGAUCGCCGUGACCGCCAUCUAUCUUACUCUUGUCCUUCAUACACCCACUCAGAAUAGUAUCGCGCAUCUACUACCUUAUUCUCCUGCAUUCAACUCGGACUCUUCAAAUUCAGGCGAGCCAUCCCAAACAACUCCACAUCCAAGACGCUCGUCGCGGACCAGUGAUUCCUCAUCGAAACAUGCAAACCAACAAGACCCCAUCGAUUUUCUCGCAAACCUCAACGUCUCGCUUUCUGCUAUAGCCACCAUAGCGCAGGAGAUCAUAUCGAUGUACAGUCUGUGGAAUAGGUACCGCGAAGACGUCACUGCUGAAGAAAUGAGGAAUAUGAAUGCAAAUGCAAAUAUGGGUAAGAGGAACGCUGCGGGUAAUUUCAAGAGUACGAUGAAAGGAGCCCGUGUUUCCCAAAGUAUGCAGAGCCAGAAAAAUCUUCCCCGGAACGUUUCUGCAUCCGCCGCCACUACCUCUGAUAUGGAAUGGCAACUCGAACGGCAACGAUUCCAUGGCGCAAUUCAAUUACAGGCACAUCUCAAAAAACAAGGGUAUGCCUCAGCACCGCUACCACCACAGCACAUGAUAAACGGCCCGUAUUUUAUGCCCCAACACCCACAACAAAUGCAACAUCGUUACCCUCCAGCUCUAGUUCCAGUCUCCCUCGGAUCUCUUAGCCCCACAAAGAGGUCUGCAACGGGACUGAGAUCUCGAUCAGGCUCGAGAGCCGGGACGCCGAACAGUGUCGGUGGUGGUGGACGGAUGGAAGAUUUAUUCGGAGAUGGAACAAGCUCUGGAUCUCCUGCAUCUCAUACAUCACAUGCAGCAGGAGUAGGCCCAAGGGCUGGUUCGACGCCGCUGGGCAAUACUCCCGGAAGUAUAGGAGGGGCAGACGACACUGCGAAUUCGCCAAUCAACCCAUGGCCGUUCGGUCAAGGGCGUAUAGUCACAGCCAUCUUCUUGUCUUCGAUGCUGAAUACCUUGCGAGAGGCAAGGAUGAAUGAUAUGGCACAUCCAUCGAGUGGAAGACCGGUAGUCGUUAAUCGAAUGCUGGAAAGGACUUGGUAGAUAGGUAUAGGUGCAAGCACAGCUCAUUGCAAAUGCAUAACAUAUCAAUAGUCGGAAGUACGACUGUGUUGUUCUAUUGAACGUACAUACGAUAGGAUUCACGUGUAUAAUUGACAAUUGUUGCCCGCUCCGCUGUAGCCAUCAUCGCUCGUCUAUCCGGCCU